Messenger RNA from Erythranthe guttata (spotted monkey flower), 567 nucleotides. Lineage: Eukaryota; Viridiplantae; Streptophyta; Magnoliopsida; Lamiales; Phrymaceae. The record is from RefSeq and is a predicted model, not a curated record.
AUGCCAUUUGGAGGCAAGGUUGUAGUUCUUGGAGGAGACUUUUGGCAAAUUCUGCUAGUUGUGUUGAAAGCGUCGAGCCAAAACAUUGUUCAUGCUACAAUCAAUUCCUCAACGUUGUGGAAACACUGUAAGGUUAUGAUGUUGCAAAAGAACAUGAGACUUCGGUCAUGCUCCUCUUCCUCCAACACCGAUGAAAUUGUAGAAUUCGCAGACUGGAUACUGCGAAUCGGGAAUGGCGAUGUUGGUGAGGUCAAUGAUGGGGAUGCCGCUAUUGAAAUUUCUGAUGACAAGUUGAUUCGUGAUUCUGCAGAUCCCUGUUUGGAUCUUAUCGAGUUUGUUUAUCCCGAUCUGAUGAGCGACCUGUUCAAUCCUGAUUAUUUCGAGGGCAUGGCAAUUCUUGCACCAACUAAUGAAAGUGUCGGUUUUGUGAGUGAUGGUUUUUUGUCGCUCACAACUGAACAAGAGAAUGUUUAUUUUGCUCUGAUACCGAAAGGUAGGUUAAGAACUUGCGAGGGUUCGGAGCACCCCGAUAUCUUCCAGACUUACUCAGAUAAUAUUUCAUUUUAG